AUGAUGAUGAUGAUGAUGAUGAUGAGUUCAAAACUCUCAGAAGAGGAACUGAAGAUACAAACGCGCGCGUGCGCAUCAGAGUGUGUGAUUGAUUGGCACGCGCGCUGUGAACGCAUUCCGUCGCGUCGCGUCGCGGGGAGGAGACGUCAGAGACGCGUCGCGGGCGGAGCGGAGCGGAAGGGAGCUGCUGGAGGUCGCGCGCUGAACGCCGGUGGACGCGGUUCUGGAUCGGAGCGCACCGGAGAGAACGGGGAGCGCCGCCGGUUCACCGAGAGUUCCCGAGCAGAAAGAGACGAGCAGCGGCAAACACAGACGGAGGCUGGUUCGGGAGGGUUCCUCCACAGCGGCUCUGCAGGACUGAAGCUGGAGCAGAUGAUGGAGACGGAGCAGAAGGAGAUCCGGCUGCGUGAAGCUCACAUCAUGUACGUGCAGCAGCUCGCCGCUCGGGCUUCAGGGGCCGGCUUCAUGAGCAGGGGACCCAGUCAUCCAUCACGUGUCUCUAAUCAGAGCAGUUUGGACUCCGAACACGACCGGGACUCGGAUGAUGAUGAUGGGACGAUGGAGGGCGAUGAAGGUAGUGAGGAAGAUGAGCGGCCCUUCGGGAGCUUCUCGGGCCCCGGGGCCACCGCAGAUGUCCAUGGAGCGCCGUCUCCUGCUGUCAGGGUCAAACAGGAGCCCGAAGACGAUCUCUCACCCGUCGGGCGACCGUCUGUGUCUCCUCCUAACGGCCAAGCGCACUGGAGCUACGAGGAUCACUUUAAAACAAAUAGAGGUGUAUCUUGGUCAGAUGAUGGGGAUGUUGCUCGUGGAAGAGGGGAAGUGUCCAGAGAUUUCGCCAAGUUAUAUGAGCUGGACAGUGACCCGCACAGGAAGGAGUUUCUGGACGACCUUUUCACCUUCAUGAUGAAACGAGGGACUCCGGUGAACAGGAUCCCCAUCAUGGCGAAGCAGGUUCUGGAUCUGUACAAGCUGUACAAGCUGGUGACGGAGAAGGGUGGACUGGUGGAGGUCAUCAACAAGAAGAUCUGGAGAGAGAUCACCAGGGGUCUCAACCUGCCCACCUCCAUCACCAGCGCCGCAUUCACACUCCGCACACAGUAUAUGAAGUAUCUGUAUCCGUACGAGUGCGAGCGGAAGGCGUUGAGUUCUCCCAGCGAGCUGCAGGCCGCCAUCGACAGCAACCGGCGUGAAGGCCGUCGACCCAGUUACAGCAACAGCCUGUUCCGCUUUAGCCCCUCCCCCGGCUCCGCCCCUCACCUCCUGACCCCGCCCAAGAUGCACCUGUCAGCGCUGGGGACCAUAGGGGCCCUGAAUGGACUGCAGGGGCCAUCUCUGAAGAAGGGACUGGACGAUGGGCGCUCGUCCUCCGUGGCGCUGGUGAUGGGGCAGCAGCAGAUGGGUCUGGCUCGGGCUGAGACACUGGAGCAGCUCCGAGAGAAGCUGGAGACGGAUGCACCGGAGAGAAAGAUGCUGCGUCUGGCCGAGGAGCAGCAGAGACUCAUGCAGCAGGCCUUCCAGCACAACCUGCUCGCCAUGACCUCGCAGAUCCCUGUCAACCUGCGUCCCGGCGCUCCGGCCAGGGAUGAGAAGCAGGAUCUGGCCGUGAGUAUUUCCUCCAGCGGAGCGGCUAGUAUCAGCAUGUCAGUGGAAGUCAACGGCAUCGUUUACUCCGGAACUCUGUUUGCGCAGAAGUCUGCGUCUGCUGCACCUGGACCCAGCUUCACCUUCUCUAGCUCCGCCCCCAGCCAAAGCCCCACCUCUUCCUCCUCCUCCAAGGGGCGGAGCUCAGCAGAGCCAUCCACCGGCGGUUCUCCAUAACCAAAUUACUGAAAAUCAAACCGUUGCACAACCAGUACCUCAGUUUCUCCUGUCCGCUCGUUUGGAAUCAUUUACAUGCAUUUACAUCCUCAUUCAUGAAUCACGAGUUAAUCAAUAAUUUACAGUCUUAUGCUAAAAUAACAAUCAAUUCAGUGCAACAGUUACAUCAGAGCGGAUCCAUGAAUGAUUCUCAUAGAAAUGAAUGCUCGUGUUUCAUGAACGACGUCUGAAAACGCUAAUUACAAUCAGAACAUUGAGCCAAACGACGGGCAGGUUUGACAGAACUUGAAGUUUCGAUCUGUCUUCUCUUCUGAUUAUGUUUCGUGACUCUGUGGUUUUUCUCAGCGGUGGAGGACGUUACAGGAAACGUCUUUUACCUCAGGAUCUGUAGUUUAGGCUUUCUCUGAAUGAGUUUUAUUUUUGGUAGAAUGUAGACUUCGCUGAUUUUAACUCUAUGCAGGUUCUUGGGAAUAUAUCUGCUGUUCUGCAGCCUGUUUGUUUGAUGAACAACCGUCAAAUACCUCAGAAACCUGCUGAAUGUCUCAGUAGAUGUUUAAAUGAGUUACAAACACCAAUCAUUUCAUCUGGAGCUCAGGGCAGCUUUUGAAUAUGUGGGUGAAUCUCAUGAUUAAAUCUAAAGAAAAUGUACUGUAUAACAUAUGCACAUUUCCUUUUUCCUUUUGUAUACGUAUGUAUGUAUAUGCACAUAUUUUAGAUUUUAAUAAGUUAAUAUAAAAGUGAAUCUCACGAUCUCCAUAUAUUUUAUAAGAAACGUUGCAUUAUUUUAAAAGUUUGGGAGCAGUAAGAUUUUUAAGGUUUCUCUAAUAUUCAUCGAGGCUGUAUUUAUUGAAUCAAAAUACAGAAAAAAACCCAGAAUAUAGAAAUAUAAUUGCAAUUUCUAAUAUUGGUUUUCCUUUUUAAUUUGCUUUAAAAUAUCUUUUUUUUUGUAUGUGACACAGCGUUAAAUCUUCGAUUCUUUGGUGAAUAAUUUGUUUUAAAAGAACAGCAUUUAUUCAAAGUAGAAACAUCUUCGAACAAUUUUUUAUCCAUUUAAUACAUCCUUGCUUAAUAAAAGUAUUAAUUCCUUAAAAAAAAGUAUUAAGCAGCACAAUUGUUUCCAACACUGAUCAUAAAUCAUCAUAUUUUCAUGAUUUCUGAAGAUCAUGUGACACUGAAAACUGGAGGAAUGAUGCUGAAAAUACAGCAGAGCAUCACAGAAAUAAAUUAUAUAUUAAAGUAUAUUAAAAUAGAAAACUGUUAUUUACAAUUGCGAUAUUAUUUUAAAAAUGUAUUUUUAAUUUCUGUAUUUUUGAUCAAAUAAGUAAAGCCUCACUGAGUAUAAGAAGCUUAUUUAAAAAAAUGAAAAAUAUAUUAAAAAAAUGUUUUGCAGUGUGUUUUUUUUUUUUUUUACUGAAACAUGCAUCAUUUUUCUAAUGCAGAAUACCAUUUCUUUAUGUCUUCCUGCUGAUUUUGGAUCAGAACGUGGUGUUUUUAGAGGUUUCAUGAGAUUCACCCAUGAUUGGUGUGAUGAAGUCCUCAGUCAUUCCUCAAGCGAAGCAGAAGCUCGAGUGAACAUCGUCCUCCUUCAUCCACACCGAUGCUCCAGGGACCCGGGUUUGUGUCUCGCAUUUUUGCUUUCUGCAGAAGGAAGGCGUCUCUCUCAGGAAGUACUCUGAUGUGUUUAAGUGAACUCUCAUUGUUUUUAAGAUGAUACAAAUGGAUAAUAAGUAGCUCAGACUCCGCUGUGGAGAUUUACACUACAUACCUCAAGCUGCCGUGAAUCCCUCGAGCUGGACUUUCCUCUCUUUCUCAUUUUUUCUUGUGUGAAUUGUUGCAUUUGUACAAUCAGGUGGAUAAACCUGCUCACCGUAACCAAAUCAAGCUGCUGCACAGCUAGAAACCAAAGACCAGAUGACCUCAGCCUCACAGGUCAGAGGUCACCAAGACACUAGUGUGAUGUAAUGGGUCAGGUGACCAGAGGAACACACUUACACUCAUCUCUCCAGACUUUGAUUCUUCUCUGUUCCAGCUCUGAUCCUCAGUGUUUCUGCAGUUCUUCUUCUGAUUGAACUGGAUUAAAAACCUUCUUUGUGCCAGUU
Carassius gibelio (silver crucian carp) is the source of this 3917-nucleotide messenger RNA. RefSeq names its product AT-rich interactive domain-containing protein 3B. The transcript has 10 exons. The coding region runs from base 1 to 1818 and encodes 605 amino acids. Gene Ontology annotation, cellular component: nucleus. The record is from RefSeq and is a predicted model, not a curated record. Gene Ontology annotation, molecular function: DNA binding. NCBI's taxonomy places the organism in Eukaryota, Metazoa, Chordata, Actinopteri, Cypriniformes, Cyprinidae. Gene Ontology annotation, biological process: regulation of transcription by RNA polymerase II.